CUCUGGAAGAGCAGCCAGUGCUCUUAACCACCAAGCCACCUUUCUAACCCCUGUGUUCAACUCUAAAUAAUUGACUUGCCCCUUGUUCUUGAGUUAGUGCAGCUUCAAGUCCCACAGCUGUGACCCUUGUGGCAGGCUUCUUUCUCCAGCUUGCUUCAGACCCCUCCCUUCUCACUCAGUGAAGCUGACCAAACCAGUCUUAGCCGGAUGCCAACCUUUGUAGCAAUUUUCCUCAUUCCCAUCAAACCUCAUGCUCUCAAAUUGUGAGCUGAGCUGAGGCAUCACCCUCUACUGAAUACAGCAGGGAGACUACACCCUGGUCUUCCUUGGGACAGGUCCAGAACUUACCUUCUUGCUUUUGUGCAAAGGAUUGCAUUUUUUCUUUGUUUUUAAAAGAUUUCCUUUUUUUUUUUUUUUUUUUCUGUUUUUUUUCCAGACAGGGUUUCUCUGUGGCUAAGAUUUGUCUUUUUAUGUGUGUGCCAUGUGUAUAUGCAUACAUUUGUGUUUUGAAUUCAAGUAUGUAUGUGACAGUGUGUGUGCGCGUGCGUGCGUGCGUGCGUGCGUGCGUGCGUGCGGUUAGACGACAGUUUCCCUUGUUGGUCCUUGCUUUCUACUCUGUGUGAGGCAGGUUCUCUUGUUCUUUUCCCACUGUGUAUGCCAGGAAAGCUGGCUCACAGGCUUCUGGGGUCCCUUGUCUUUGCAUCCCAUUUCUCAGUAAGAGCACUGAGAUUAUAGAUACCUUACUAUCUCUGGCUUUUAUGUGUUCUCAGAGUAUUCCACCCCAGGUUUUCAUGGUUGUGUGGCAAGCUUGUGAGCCAUCUUUACAGUCCUUGGGAUUGUUUUUAAAAUACCUCUGACUUCUUCAUGGCCCACUCCACAUAUGGGCACUACUGUUUUCUUUUUGAAGUUGAUUUUGUAUGUAUGCGUGUUUUCCCGCAUGUAUGCCUGUGUACCACAUGUGUGCCCGGUGCCCAAAGAGGUCAUGAGAAGGCAUCAGAUGGACCAGAACUGGAAUUACGGAUGGUUGUGAGCCAUCAUGUAGGUUCCAGGUCUUCUGGAAGAGCAGCCAGUGCUCUUACUGGCUGAGCCAACUUUCCCACCAGUCAGAUCUUGUCUUAACAUGGUUAGGGAGAUGAGAGCAGUGUGGAUGUUUGUGAGGAGGCUACAGUUAGGAGAAACACCAGAAAGCAGACCAGUACGACUUCUUGCGAGGCUUUGGGCUCUUCCGAGGUGCCAGUGGUAUGGGGUGGCUAUCUCUUUAGAGUUCAGACCACAGUUUGCUUCCUUCUCAUGAGGCCUGUGCUGUUUUUGCAGGUGCAGCGGUACCUGGAGAAGAGCAUGAUCAGCAGGAAGCUCUUUGGCUUCACAGAACGCUUUGGAGUUGUCCUUCCAUCCCCCUCAACCUCCCAGGAGAACUGCAAUCUGGAUGGCUUCCAGCACUUCCUGAAGAGCCUGCAGUCUGGGCCUGCUGAUGACUCCCUGGAGGAGGGCCUGGCCACAGCCCCGCGACCUGCCUCCCCGCUGAUGCACAUUGAGGCCUUUCUGGCAGCUCUCACCACUGCCAACCAGGAUGGCAGGGUUAUCCUGAGCCGCCAAGGCAGCGUUGGUGAAAGCAGCCUCAAAUUCUUGCUCUUGAACCCAGCCGUGCACUUUGCCCAGGUGGUGAGGGAGUGCCGAGCAGUGGUCAUUGCAGGUGGCACCAUGCAGCCGGUAAGGCACCAGGACAUCCGUCCAGGUCUCCUCUCUGUCCCCUGGAACCCUAAACAGAAAUGGGCUAGCACGUGCAGACCCAGCAGGGCCACUAGUGCCCCUGCCCCUGCCUUGUAGGCUGGUGGGGUUGUUGUGCUAUGGCUCGUGUCUGUCUGCAUCCCCUGGAGCAGGCUUCUCUGAGAAACAGCCCUUCGGAGUCUCAGACUCUCACUAGGUACCUCCCUCUCAUUACUUUCCUAUAGCAGCCUCUCUCAGAAAGUCAUUUCAUGUAUGCUUUUAUACAGUCAGUGCUGCUGUAAUAACAUAUGUGUGCACAUAUAUGCAGUUUGCAUAUGUACUUUUUUUUAAAACCACACUUCUACAUUAUUGGUAUAAUUUGCUUUUUAUCUCUGCAACAAAAUGUUAAUAUUUAUCCUUGUCAGCAAAUAUUUAUUCUAGCAUAUUCUGUGUUGCAUUCUAACCAUGUAGAUGUGCUACUCACACAACACCUGCUUAGUUGGUUCCUCAGCCCAUUUUCCUGUUACUGCUGGUUUUCACAGUUCUGUGAUUAAUGCACACAUGGACCUCAGAACCAUUUAUGGGUCAGGCUGUCAAGGCACAUUCCAAGCCCAUAGGCAUUUGUUUUGUUUUUGGUUUGCCCUUCAUGUGUACAGAUUUGUACAUUUGUAUUCAUUUGAUGGGUUAAUUUUGUGCAUGGUCAUUAUUCUGGUGUGUGUGCGUGCGCAUGUGUGUGAGAUGGGGUCUCACUAUGUAGUCUUUGUGUUUGUUUUGAGACAGGGUGUCUCUACAUAGCCCUUGCAUUCACUGUGUAGACCAAGCUGGCUUUAAACUCAGAGAUCCACCUGCCUCUGCUCCUCAAGUCUUGAUGUUAAAGACCUGCACCACCAUGCCAGCUCUACUGUGUAUGGAGUUUAGACUGUUGUCAGUCACCGUGUGGAUGCUGGGAGCCAAACUCUGGUCCUGUGCAAGAGCAUUGAGGGCUCUUAACCACAAGUCCAUCUUUCUGGCCCCCAAUUCUUUUCUUACAUGUUUUGCCCACGUAUAUAUGUUUUCUGUGUUCCUCUUUUUUUUUUUUUUUUUUUUUUU
Molecule: messenger RNA, 2796 nt
Organism: Cricetulus griseus (Chinese hamster)
Lineage: Eukaryota; Metazoa; Chordata; Mammalia; Rodentia; Cricetidae
Source: RefSeq, a predicted model, not a curated record